Daphnia pulicaria is the source of this 1527-nucleotide messenger RNA. RefSeq lists its product as uncharacterized. The transcript is spliced from 4 exons. The record is from RefSeq and is a predicted model, not a curated record. Lineage: Eukaryota; Metazoa; Arthropoda; Branchiopoda; Diplostraca; Daphniidae. Bases 261 to 980 code for a protein of 239 amino acids.
AAUAGCCGCAAGGCUUAAGAGGAGGGGUGAGAAAAAGUCGUAUAAAAGGCGAGAGAAAAGAUGACAGGGACCAGUCGAGUGAGGAUCUCCGUCACGGCGUGAACUGCCGUGCACUAGUCGUCAACAACUGUCUUCUUCAUCGUACAAUUAAUUCGCAAUCAUGGUUUGUAAUUGUCUAGUUGAUUAUGGCGUCUUGCUGCCGUUGGGUGUUGUAUCGUUGAUAGCUGGGUCGACCACCGGUGUGCUGAUGACUCCUGGGUAUGGCGGAUAUCAAACUGCAACGCCGCCUUAACUACACAAGCAGUUACUACUACGAGCCCCCCAAGUACUACACCACCAAGGCUCCAUAUUAUUACACCACAACUCAUGCUGUCCUGAGUUACUACACCGAAUCUCCGCAGUAUUAUUCUUCCCCGAGCCACACUACCAAAGAGUCGAGUACUACACUAAGGCACCGGAGUACUGCACCAACAAGGCGCCGGAGUACUACACAACUAUGUAUACUGCCCCAGCUUACUACACCGAGGCUCCCAAGUACUACACUACCCAGGACCGGGGUACUGCUCACCUACAUAUCAUGGUCGUAUCAAAGGAGAGAAGGAAAUAGAAAUCAGUCGAUUGGUCAUCUCAUCUACGACACGGCAACAACUGCAGUGAGUGCACUGCAGACCAUUCGUCAUCAACUGCAUUCUUCAUCGUACUAUCAGUUCGCAAUCAUGGUUUACUGUCUAGUUAACUAUGGCGUCGUGCUGCUGUUGCAUGUCAUAUUGUUUAUGGUUGGAUCGACGGGCAUGAAGAUUUCUCCGGGUAUGACGGGCAUGAAGAUUUCUCUGGGUAUGACGAGCAUCAACAAAAACAUACGAAACAACCGGUUACUACAGAGACCCCCAAGUACUACACCACCAGGGCUCCAGAAGAACACCAUAAUUUAUGCUGCCCCGAGCUACUACGCUGAAUGCUCAUUAUUAUUCUUCCCCUAGCUACACUACCAACGAGAUAAGUACUGCACCGAGGCUCCGAAUUACUAAUACACCAUACACCAUACAUACACCAUCAAGGCACCGGAGUACCACCAAACUACAUAUGCUGCGGCAGCUUGCUACACCGAGGCUUUAGCUACUACACCGAGGCUCCAGCUACUGCAAUGCACCGAGCUUCACAACCACGACUGAUGCGGUAAAGUAUUACGUAGCCACAUCUUUCUACUCAACCGCUGCCUACACUGCCCCUUCGUAUUACGUUGAACCGAAAUACUGCACCGAAGCUCCAGUUUACUACAUCACAUCCUACGCUAUACCCAGCUACUACACCGGAUCUCUGAAGUAUUACUCUGCCCAUAGUAACUACACCACUAAGGCACCUGAAUAUUACACCACAACCUACGCUUUCCAGAUUGCUAGAAGAAAGUUUCUAUAUACCAGAGCUGAAAUUGUGAAUAUGUUGGUGUACAGAUUUUCUACCAUAUCAUAAUAGUUACUAGUCAUUGGAAAUUGUUAUUGUUCUUUAAUGAGAAAAUAAAUUUUUUCA